Molecule: messenger RNA, 1704 nt
Organism: Bolinopsis microptera
Lineage: Eukaryota; Metazoa; Ctenophora; Tentaculata; Lobata; Bolinopsidae
Product: ras-related C3 botulinum toxin substrate 1
Exons: 4
Coding region: 19-600 (193 amino acids)
Biological process (GO): regulation of actin cytoskeleton organization; cortical cytoskeleton organization; regulation of cell shape
Cellular component (GO): cytoplasmic vesicle; cytoskeleton; cell projection
Molecular function (GO): protein kinase binding; GTPase activity; GTP binding
Source: RefSeq, a predicted model, not a curated record
AUCAACUCAACCUUAGCAAUGCAAGCAAUCAAGUGUGUAGUGGUGGGUGAUGGCGCUGUCGGUAAAACUUGCCUCUUGAUCUCUUACACGACCAAUGCUUUUCCUGGAGAGUACAUCCCAACUGUGUUCGACAACUACAGUGCCAAUGUCAUGGUGGAUGGGCGCCCUAUCAACCUAGGUCUGUGGGAUACGGCGGGCCAGGAGGACUAUGACAGGUUGAGACCUUUGUCUUACCCACAAACUGACGUUUUCUUGAUCUGUUUCUCAGUCAUCUCUCCAGCUUCUUAUGAGAACGUCAAGGCAAAGUGGUAUCCUGAGGUUACUCACCACUGCCCAAAUGCUCCCAUUAUUCUGGUGGGAACUAAACUGGAUCUCCGUGACGACAGGGACACCAUUGAGGGAUUAAAACAGAAAAGAUUAAGUCCUAUUACUUACACCCAGGGUUUAAAUAUGGCUAAAGACAUCCGUGCUGUAAGAUAUUUGGAAUGCUCAGCCCUCACCCAGAAAGGACUGAAGAGCGUGUUUGACGAAGCUAUAAGAGCAGUUCUCAUCCCAAGACAGCCAAGAAAGAAAGACAAAGGGAAAUGUGCUUUACUUUGAACUGAAACUAAAUGUGAACCGCGUCCGGGAACCUACGCACGGUAGUCCGGGAGACUUAGUAGAUCUAGCUCAUCACAAUGAAUAUUAGAAUUUUUACAAAUUUUACUUUAUUUGAUACCUCAACUACAAAAUUGUUUGUAAAAUUUGAUAUCAUCAUUUAUUAAGCAAUUUCAUCAUUUUUUGGAGAUCUUGUCGAAGCAAUGGUACUUUUACCCACAAGCUUAUUGUUGUCGGCAUAUUUAUGGAUAACAUCACAUUUAUACAGUAUUUUGUGCCACAAAAUGUGAUUUGUUUACAGUCCUUAACUUUAUUCUGGUAUGUACAGAUAACUGGGCGAGUAUAAGAUAUCAUUAUAUAUAUCUGGUUGUAUCUGGAUUCUCGGUAUUAUGGUGUACCUUCUUAGAUUCUGCAGAUUAUAAAGGACUUUUCUGAAAUGUGCAAAUUAUAAUUCUACAAAAUAUCAUAAUAUGAACUCCAAUUUUCAAAUAUAUGCUGCUAUAACCUUCAGUUAAAAAUGAUAUGUUGGGAACCAUUUUGGCCAGGGGUCAAUAACAAACCCAAUGUCUCUCUAAAACGGUAAAACGGUGCAACAGCCACGAACAGUAGCCUAGUAAUGAUUUCCGCUCAAAAUAGCCAUUCAUAGUUUAUCAAUUUGUUAGACAAAAGCGAAAUUGGCAAGCCAAGAGUAAAUCGCGGUAUAAUAUAAUGAUUUAUUUAAUAUUAUAAUGUUGAAUUUCGAGGUCUAUUGGUGAUAUAUAACAUACAGUAUUAAAUUUAAAUAUAUAAUAGAGUUUUCGGUGUAGCUUAGUUGCUUUGAAUGCAUUAUUAAUAUAACUGAGACGUCUAUGAAAAACAGUAGCUUAGUAAGUUUUGAAAUUUUUGUUAGAUCUUUUGCAUGAUGUGUUUGUAAGUGUGGACUAUUGAAUUUGUGCGGUUGCCAUGGUAACAAUGUUUAACGGUGGACCAUAUCUUUUUGAGAGGCUAAUUUAUAAUAUCUACAGUGAUCUGCCAAAAUCUGUUGUUUGAAAGCGAGGUUCGCUUCACACAUACCUUUCACGUGUUACUCAAUGUUUAUAUCAUAUUCUUUUGCUUUAAUAAUAAUAC